AUGAUCCGAGUAACGUUAUAUAAAUUCUUCCAUUGUCCUGUAAAACGUUCAACAUCAAAGCUAAACAUUCAAGGUGCAUUAGCACUUGAUGGUAGUUCAUCGGAACAAAAUUACGAUUUUCCUAAUACUUGUGAAAUCGAAGAUCAAUCGGACAAUUGGAAAGAUUGUGCAAAUAGUUUAAGUAAAUAUAUUUGGAAUAAGAAUACGUGGUACGAUGACCAACCAAUUCAAAUCUGCGAUAUCAAAUGCUCGCGCAUCAUCAAAGGGCACGUCAGUAGUAAAUUUCAGUGGGUUUGGGAUGCUAGAUUCCAAUGCGAAAAUAAAAUCCCAGGCUUUAUCGGUAGAGCUCGAGGUUUCAAAACUCGCCGAGAAGCGAUGCAAUCAGCCAUGGCUCAAACCAUUGAACAAGCAUUUAACACAAAUCAAUUAACACCGAAUGACUUCAAAUGUUAA
This is a messenger RNA of Adineta ricciae, 453 nucleotides long. NCBI's taxonomy places the organism in Eukaryota, Metazoa, Rotifera, Eurotatoria, Adinetida, Adinetidae. The record is from the annotation of a GenBank genome assembly.